AUGGAGAGCCAAAGGUCUGUAUCGGAGAUUGAGCUUGCGAUUGAGAUACCAAUACCCUCCAUUAAUCCGACGACGGGAGAUCAUCGCCACCAUGUCUCUGUCGUGGUUGCUCAAAGAUCUCUGUCCUCCAUCUUAACCAAAUUCCAUGCAGGUUAUUUCAGGAUUAGUCUCUCUCUUGGUGGACUAGCCUUACUGUGGAAGACGCUCCUGGAGCCAACUUAUCAUAGUUCAACAAUUCUUCGUCACAUGCCUCAUGUGAUAUACCCAACUGCUGUUAUUGUGCUGUGGUCUUCUGCUUUCUUGACCCUAGUUAGACUCUCUCUCCUCUACAUCUUGAGGUGCUUCUUCCGCUUUAGCAUGGUGAAGAAAGAGUUCUUGCACCACGUUGGAGUGAACUACCAAUUUGCUCCUUGGAUUUCAUGGCUGCUCUUACUUCAAUCAGCUCCGUUUGUCGCUCGGAAAAACGCCUCGUAUCAAGUUCUUUGGUGGGUUUUUGCAGUUCCGAUUGUGGUGCUCGAUGUGAAAAUCUACGGCCAGUGGUUCACAAAGGGAAAGAGAUUUCUAACGGCGGUGGCAAAUCCGACGAGCCAGAUAUCGGUGAUCGGAAACUUGGUUGGGGCCAGUGCCGCCUCCCAGAUGGGGUGGCAAGAGGUGGCGGUGUGCUUCUUUUCUCUAGGAAUGGUUCAUUACUUGGUACUUUUUGUUACUCUUUAUCAGAGGCUAUCUGGUGGUGAUCGGCUUCCGGCGAUGCUACGGCCUUUGUUUUUCUUGUUCUUCGCAGCGCCGAGCAUAGCGAGUCUGGCUUGGGACUCCAUAGCUGGAACCUUCGAUACUGCUUCAAAGAUGCUGUUCUUUCUCUCUCUCUUCCUCUUCGCGUCACUGAUUUGCAGGCCGGCCCUUUUCAAGAAAUCAAUGAGAAGGUAUAAUGUGGCAUGGUGGGCUUACUCUUUCCCCAUAACAGAGCUGGUUCUAGCUUCAACAAGAUAUGCACAGCAGGUGAAUGGUAGAAUAGCUCAGGCCAUAAUGCUCAUUCUCUCAGUCCUCUCUGUUCUGGUCGCUGCUGGUUUGGUAGUUUUUACUGCACUCAACACUAAAAUGCUUUUACCUGAUGAUGAUCCCAUUCUCACUCUUCCCAUUCAUUCACCAAGAGCAACAUGA
Ilex paraguariensis (yerba mate) is the source of this 1158-nucleotide messenger RNA. The record is from the annotation of a GenBank genome assembly. NCBI's taxonomy places the organism in Eukaryota, Viridiplantae, Streptophyta, Magnoliopsida, Aquifoliales, Aquifoliaceae.